AUGAACAACUUUAUCCUCUUGGAAGAACAGCUAAUCAAGAAAUCUCAACAGAAGAGAAGGACUUCUCCCUCGAACUUUAAAGUCCGCUUCUUUGUUUUAACCAAAGCCAACCUGGCAUACUUUGAGGAUCGCCAUGGGAAAAAGCGCACAUUGAAAGGCUCCAUUGAACUUUCCCGAAUCAAAUGUGUCGAGAUUGUGAAAAGUGACAUUAGCAUCCCAUGCCAUUAUAAGUACCCGUUUCAGGUCGUGCAUGACAACUACCUCCUGUAUGUGUUUGCUCCAGACCGUGAGAGCCGGCAGCGCUGGGUGCUGGCCCUUAAAGAAGAAACAAGGAACAAUAACACCUUGGUGUCCAAAUAUCAUCCUAAUUUCUGGAUGGAUGGGAGGUGGAGGUGUUGUUCUCAGCUGGAAAAGCUUGCAGUGGGCUGUGCCCAGUAUGAUCCGACCAAGAACGCUUCAAAGAAGCCUCUUCCUCCUACUCCUGAAGACAACAGGCGCUCGCUUCAGGAACCUGAAGAAACCCUGGUCAUUGCCUUGUAUGACUACCAGACAAGCGAUCCCCAGGAGCUCGCCCUACAACGAAAUGAGGAGUACUACCUACUGGACAGUUCUGAGAUUCACUGGUGGAGAGUUCAGGACAGAAAUGGGCAUGAAGGAUAUGUACCAAGCAGUUAUCUGGUGAAAAAAUCUCCAAAUAACCUGGAAACCUAUGAGUGGUACAAUAAGAGUAUCAGCCGAGACAAAGCUGAAAAACUUCUUUUGGACACAGGGAAAGAAGGAGCCUUCAUGGUACGAGAUUCCAGGACUCCAGGAACAUACACCCUGUCUGUUUUCACCAAGGCUAUUGUAAGUGAGAACAAUCCCUGUAUAAAGCAUUAUCACAUCAAAGAAACAAAUGACAACCCCAAGCGAUACUAUGUAGCUGAAAAGUAUGUGUUUGAUUCCAUCCCUCUCCUCAUCAAUUAUCACCAACACAAUGGCGGAGGCCUGGUCACUCGACUGCGGUAUCCAGUUUGUUCCAGUAGCCAGAAAGCCCCGGUCACGGCAGGGCUGAGAUAUGGGAAAUGGGUGAUCCAUCCUUCAGAGCUCACUUUUGUACAGGAGAUCGGCAGUGGGCAGUUUGGGUUGGUGCAUCUUGGCUACUGGCUCAACAAGGAUAAGGUGGCCAUCAAAACCAUCCAGGAAGGGGCGAUGUCAGAAGAGGACUUCAUAGAGGAGGCUGAAAUCAUGAUGAAACUCUCUCAUCCCAAACUGGUUCAGCUCUAUGGAGUGUGCCUGGAGCAGGCCCCCAUCUGCCUGGUGUUUGAGUUCAUGGAGCAUGGUUGCCUGUCGGAUUACCUGCGCAGCCAGCGGGGGCUCUUUGCUGCAGAGACGCUGCUGGGCAUGUGCCUGGACGUGUGCGAGGGCAUGACCUACCUGGAAGAGGCGUGUGUUAUCCACAGAGACCUGGCUGCCCGAAAUUGUUUGGUAGGAGAAAACCAAGUCAUCAAGGUGUCCGACUUUGGGAUGACAAGGUUUGUCCUUGACGAUCAAUAUACCAGUUCCACAGGCACCAAAUUCCCGGUGAAGUGGGCAUCCCCGGAAGUUUUCUCUUUCAGUCGCUAUAGCAGCAAGUCGGAUGUGUGGUCAUUUGGUGUGCUAAUGUGGGAAGUCUUCAGUGAAGGUAAAAUCCCAUAUGAAAACCGAAGCAACUCCGAGGUGGUGGAAGACAUCAGUACUGGAUUUCGGUUAUAUAAGCCCCGACUGGCCUCCUCGCUUAUCUACCAGAUCAUGAAUCAUUGCUGGAAAGAGAGACCAGAAGACCGGCCACCCUUCUCCAGACUGUUGGGUCAACUGGCUGAAAUUGCAGAAUCAGGACUUUAG
Cynocephalus volans (Philippine flying lemur) is the source of this 1863-nucleotide messenger RNA. It is a transcript of the gene ITK, whose product is annotated as IL2 inducible T cell kinase. The transcript has 17 exons. The record is from RefSeq and is a predicted model, not a curated record. Lineage: Eukaryota; Metazoa; Chordata; Mammalia; Dermoptera; Cynocephalidae. Gene Ontology annotation, biological process: B cell receptor signaling pathway; intracellular signal transduction; protein phosphorylation. Gene Ontology annotation, molecular function: non-membrane spanning protein tyrosine kinase activity; protein binding; ATP binding. Bases 1 to 1863 code for a protein of 620 amino acids. Gene Ontology annotation, cellular component: plasma membrane.